AUGGACUGGGAAGAGAACGAGGACCUGAACUACGAGGCAAUUACCGCAAGCUCGGAGCGAGUGGACGAAUUUGAGGAAGGCCUUGCUGAAGCUUUGCAGUACUAUGAACGCGUUAUAGCUCUUGCAUGUAGGCUAGAUAGCACCGGGGCGCUGCCGACGGCUCAAGAUGUUGAGCAGCUCGGAGAUUACCCAAGCUUGCUACGAUCCUUGCUAUGCACUUCAUGUACCGGAGAGUGGAGCUGGUACAGCGGCUGUGCGCACUAUGUGCUCGUGCACCACCCCGAGUUUGUGACACGACUGCUGGAGGCAUGGGCUUGGGUGUCGCGAUGGCCCGCGCUUUGGCUUGACCGGCUCGCGGGCCCGAGCGCAGACACCUGUGACGAAAUCAUCUGGGUGGUAAUUCACUCGCACGCUGUGGCGCUGCAUGAGUUCCUGGGCACGGUCUGGCCCCCGGGGCACGUGGAGCCACCGGUCAUGCCGCCUGCUGAGGUGCGGCAGGCGUGGGCCCUCGCCGUGCGCGCGGUCGUGGAGAUGGACUCCCUGAGUUGCUUGGGUGGCGCCAUGGCAGCGGCUCGGCGGCUGCUGCCGCCCAUCCGCCAGCAGGCUCGGCACGGGCCCGCCGGCGCCGACGCUGACGGAAGCAGCUUGCAACUAUGGGUGGCGCACACCUUGCUUUCUCUAUGCCUCUACCUAGCGGAACCUCUCGCUGACGCGGAUCAUGUGCGAGAGGCCUUGGGUCAGGAAGGUCAGCAGGCGCUGUGGCGGCAAUUUGCUGGCUGCGGGUUUCUGGAGCACGCGUGUGGGCUGCGGCUAGCGCUGGCCGAGGCGGAGACGCAGGCAGAGGCGGCGGCGGCGGAGCAGCAGCAGAGCGCCCCGGGCAGCAAUGAGGCCAGGCCGCUCGAAUCAGCUACUGUCAAAUUUGGCCAGACAGACACACGGCUGCGGUGCUUCCUAACGGCGGCUAGCAAUCAAGCGGCGCAGGCGGAGCGUGUCGGCCGCGGCCCGGGUCUUGGCGACGACUGGGCGUCUGCCGGCCUGCCGUUGAGCGUCUGCCGGGAUGCGGUGGUGCUCUGGCACCUUGUGACGCCUCCGGGCGGCGGCGGCGGCGGCGGCGGCGGCGGCGGCGGCGGCGGCGGCAGCAGCGCUAGCAGCGGGCAGCCGCAGCCACAGCCACAGCAGCAGGCCGGAGAGACGCCACAGCAGCAGGCGCAGCAACAGGAGCGGGAGCAGCAGGAGCGGGCUGCGGCACGGGCGGUGGGGAAGGAGCGCGAGGCGGCGCGGACGUUGGCGACGGCGCUGCAGGCCUCACUCGCAAGUCCUGCGGUGCAACUGUACGUCGGCGUUCAGACGCUGACGGUGAUGGGCGCGGCGCUUGGGAUGCUUGCAGGGGUUCAGGCCGCGGACGAAGGUAGCGGCGGCAGCAGCAGCAGUGGCGCAGGCAGAGCCGGCGGCAGCAGCGGUGUGGGCGAGGAAGGACCAGCGAGCAGAGGUGGCAGCAAUGGCUGCAAAGCGGAGGCUGCUGCAGGUCCGGCAUAUCUGCACGGCCUUCCGGCAGCGGUGGCGGCGCAUGUGGCGGUGUCACAGCAACACAAUGGGGAAUCGAAAAUGGUCAGGGCCCUUUACAGGCAUGCAAACAGCCUAAACAGCAUCCUCGAUCUUGGCUACCGCGCCUGGAGGUUUCUGCUGCCAGCCGUGGGCAGCGGCAGCAAGAGCAGCGGCGGCCCAGGCGGCAGAGCCGGUAGCAGUGGCGGCCUGAGCAGCAGCGGCUUUAGCAGUGGCGGCGACCCAAGCAACAGGGGUGGCAGGAGCGCGGUGCACCCCGCGACGCCCUGUGCGGCGCAGCUUCACCACCACGUGAUGACGCUGUGUGAGCUGGUGUUGGCGGUGGAUGGCCGCAUUCUACUCUUCGACAAACAGGAGCGGGAGGCGGAGGGGUUUGAUGACACGGCACACACGCGCUGCACUUGGAUCGAAUCGCUUUCGGCCGCGAUGGUGUUGCUGACUCGGUGCGUGGCGGCAAUGCCGCCCACGGCCACGUCACGGCGCCUGCUGCCGACGUGGCGGCUGCUUGUGCGCUCGGGCUGGGCGCGCCACGACGUAUACAAGACAUUCGGCUGUAGCUAUGACGUACUGCCGCGCGUUACGUAUGGCAGCUUGCUUCUGCAGCAUCUGCCCCACAUCCCGCCGCCGCCGCCAGCACCAGCAGCCGCAGCCCAGCCGCUGCCACAGCCGCAGCCGCCGUACACGCUUCAGUGUGCGCUGGAGGCGGGCUGGGUUCCGCUGCUUGAGGCCGCGCUGCGGCACCAGGCGAGGAGCGAAUGGGGGUCGGCCAUAGAGCUGGUCAGGCUCGAAGACAUGUGCGGCUCGGUCGACGUGGCCCUGCGCCGCUCCGGCGCCUUCCCCGCAAUGCUGGCACACGGCGACCCGACGCAGCUGGCGGCGCUGAUUGCGAGCAUGGGCAAGGCCACGAUGCGGGCGGGGCGUGUGGAGCCGCAGUGGUUGGGCGCGGUGUCUUCCAGUAGGCCGGGGAUGCGGCCUUACCACGGCGACCCGCGGGCGGUGUGGCGGCUGCAGCUGCUGGCGUUGCUGGAGCAGCUGCUGCCGGUGGAAUGCGGCUGGCGGGCGGCGGAGGUGGAGGCGCCAGGCACGGGUGCAGGGGCGGCCCAGCCAGCAGGGGCGGAGGCGCGUGCGGGACCGGGGUCGGCGGCGGCAGCAGCCGUAGCGGAGCCGCCCCCGCCGUUGCACCUGAACGCCGGCCUGAGCAGCAGCAGCGGCGACUCGGCAGCCAACGACUUUGGCGUGUUCGACCCCUCGCCGCCGCCGCCCAACCGCCGCAUACUGGGUCUGUCCGCGGACCUGGGCCCGGGCCCCGACCUGCAACAGCUCCUCCGCAUGAUGGGCGGCGCCCCGCCGGCGCCCGCCUCGCCGCAGCAGGCGCAGCAGCAGGCGCUGGCGGUGCUGGCGGCGGCGGAUUGGCUGCCGCGGCUGCUGGUGACGAUGCCUGUGGUGCUGCCGGGUGCGGCGGGAGACGCGACCCUGAGCCUGCCGGCAGCCCCCCUUAGCUGGCUUGCGUGGCUACCGCACCGGGCGUACGUGGUGGUGCUGCGGUGGCUGCUGCUGCUGGGGCGGCAGUGCCUGGUCGCGCGGCGCCGGUGCAUGCGGUUCGCAAUGAGGGGACUGAUGGGGCUGGAUGCGGAGGCGGAGGCGGUGCUCUCCAACGAGUCAAGCUGGAAUCAGUUAUUGUGCGCCGUGGACGCACACGCGCAAGUGUUGGGCUUUGCCAAGUGCGCGAUGGACGCCCAGCGCGCAGCAGGAGCAGCCGCCGUCGGGGCAGGGGCGGCAUCAGCAGCAGCGGGCUUAUCGGCGGCGCAGCGGCAGGAAGCGGCGGCGCGGGCAAUGGCGGCGGACGCGCUGCCUCUGGCUCUAGAUGUGAUGGAGGUGCUGUUUGCAGUGGACCCCAAACGCUUCAUGCAGCAGGCGCUGGAGAAGUUCCCUCCGGACAGCAGCAGCAGCAGCAGUAGAAGCACUGGGGGCGGCGGCGGCGGUCGCAAGGGCGGCAAGGCCGGCGGCAAGGCAGGCGGCACAGCCGCAACGACAGCGACCGAGGCGUUGCCGUUCAGCUCGGGCUUGGCAGCACUGCUGCGGCGCCACGGCCGGUCAGGGCUGGUGGAGGCAAUGCGUGGGAAACAUGCGGACCUACGGGCGGCAGCGGCGGCCAGGAUGGGGCGCACAGAGCGGGAAGCAGCCGAACAGAUCAUCAAGGGCACCAGGCGUGAAGCAGAGCGUGAGGGCAUGUUGACUGCAGCAGUGCUGACCAUGCCGGCUGGCUGGGUUGAGCUGCCGCCGCCGGACGCUGUGCGGACCGGCGGCGCGGUGGGGCGGCAGCUGCCCCGCUGCGGCAACAUGUGGUGUGAGGGGCUGGCCGGGGACAGCGAGCUAGGUGUGAAGGUCAAGAGCUGUGGGCGGUGUGGGGCAGUGUCGUACUGUUGUGCGGCGUGCCAGCGUGCCGAUUGGGCGGCGGGGCACAAGCAGGGCUGUGUGCGCCAGUGAAAAUUCAAUGGAGCUGGCUAGCGCUGAAACCACGUGAUGAUCAAGGUCUCCAAGGUGGUUGUCUGAAGCUGAAUUAUGCAUCUUGCAUGGGAAGGUAUGGAACAUGUGAUGAGGUAAACAUUUUGGGGUUGGGCGGUGAUCAGCCGAUUGUACGGUACUGUAUAAAGAAGUAAAGAGUGGAUAGAGGGACGUGCAUGUACGGAUUUGCAUGCUUUGCGAAAGCCGGCGUCGGUAACAGUUGCUUGCCAACUGCGGGCGUUACGGCGAUGUGGAGGGCGUUGUGGCUUGCAUGGGGCCCGGCCGUGGGGCCAGGACAAGUGAUCGGAAUGUACCGUAACCUGGGUUGCCGAGUUGCUAGCAUUUGCAAACACAGGUGUUCUGUGUGACGCGUAGAUGGUAUCGAAUGGUGGGGCGCGGCGCCUGGACUGCGGGGGGAGCCCGAGGGCCCCGCUAACCCCGAGACCAGUCGAACCUAAAAAGGCCGCCGAUGCUGUAGAUGGUAGGAGUGAUAGUAUUUGCCAUCUUUCAAUUUUGCACACGCUACCGAGGAUGCUUGCUUUGCGGAAUGCGAAUGCGUGCGGACGUUGAGUGCAUCUGUGCUUUCCCUGAAUGCCGCACCGGGGCGGCUGCGUUGGUUUGCGAUGGGGCAGUGUUAAGGCAGGUUGGUGAAGUCUCGUAGGGUGCAGUGAUUCCUAGACCCCAGCAGAUGGCAAACAACUUGCAACGGCAGUGCAUGAGCGCGCGGCUGGGCAAACGCCGGAGGUACUGUACCGACGAGUUGCUGGCUGGCUGGAAGUUUGCUGACGCGUACUCCUCACGCUCCGGAGCGGCUGCAUUGGUGUGUUGGCCUUACUUC
Messenger RNA from Chlamydomonas reinhardtii, 4906 nucleotides. RefSeq lists its product as uncharacterized. NCBI's taxonomy places the organism in Eukaryota, Viridiplantae, Chlorophyta, Chlorophyceae, Chlamydomonadales, Chlamydomonadaceae. Bases 475 to 4050 code for a protein of 1191 amino acids. The transcript has a single exon. Gene Ontology annotation, molecular function: kinase activity. The record is from RefSeq and is a predicted model, not a curated record.